This is a messenger RNA of Caenorhabditis auriculariae, 2254 nucleotides long. Lineage: Eukaryota; Metazoa; Nematoda; Chromadorea; Rhabditida; Rhabditidae. The record is from the annotation of a GenBank genome assembly.
AUGAGAGGCGUGGCGGCUGGUGCUGGCGGUGCUGGUAGGCCGCUGGUCGGUGUUAGCUCUGCUCUUCGCCGCCUAUCACGAAACGGACUCUCAGAGCCGCCUGCCCUAUCUCCGGCCGCCGACUAAGCUGUCCGAGUGGACCGUGUUGCGACUGCUCUCAAACAGUCGAAGCUCCUUCGCCCCGAGCACACAACCGCUGGUCAGUUAUCAGACGGAUCUGUUGGCUCACGCCGUGCCAUUGUCCUCAAACACCGGAAAAACUGCAUGUUACAGAGAUAGUUCCUAUAAAUGGAUACGGUACGCUUGAAGAAGUUUUCUGAAGUCUUAGAAGACGUUCGGCGUAUUACAUAUAGAAGAUAGUGUCGAGAAGCACUGUUUCUUCAUAAAUAUUCAAAUAUUCUUAGUAAGUCUGAUUUUUAGAGUAAAUCAAUGAUAAUAUCGAAGAAAGUUCAGUUCUCCUGCUUUUUUAUCAUGAGAAUAUGAACUGUUGUGAGUAGAGAGAAGCAAGGCCGAUUUCCGAAAAAGACGGGUAAAAUAACCGCUUCGCGACCGCAUCGCCCGCGACGUUUUGUGAACUUAUUACUUUGGAUAGAGAAAACGGUCAGACGAAUUCCGGUCGAAACUAUUGGCAAGCAAAAAUCAAAGCUCGAAAAAAGAUAUACCGGAAAUUCUUUCUUUUUCUUUUUGACAUUAUCGUCUCUUUGAGACUUGUUAAAAUAGUUCAAUUUUCGAUUCAGAGUUUACAUUUUAAUUCGAUUAACAUUGAAGCGAUGACCUGAAAUGAAAUAAUGAGAGGGAGAAAGAAAGAAAAACCUAGAGCAGAUCAAAAAGUGUAUAAUUUGUGUAAAAAGCGGCGGCUAGAGGUCGGAGGGCGACAAUGGUCUUAAACACUUAAGAUGGCGGAGAGGACGGUAAAGCGAAAGUGGCGGUCAACGUCUCUUUAUAGCCCGAGGAAGGACAGGCUCCACCUGAAAUAGAGAGGGCUCGCGGAGAUUCCGGUUUGUGAGGACGACGGCUUGGCCUCUCCAGACGGCAUGCCCAAGGUUCAGGUCGUAAGCCGGAAAACGUGUGCUUUUCAAAGCCAAAUAAACGUGUCGAGGACUUUUCUCGAUUUUCCAGCGGUUUCUUAUGGAAACUUGGUUUUUUGAUUUUUUCAUCAGUAUGAAAACUUCAAGCCUCGGUCUCAACUCGGCGUGCAGCGGAGACCACACCCUAGUCGGCUAAAUUUUUUCUCCUCUGGCCAUAGGUCGGUUCUUGACCGUUUCCUGUUCAUCAAACCGCUUCUUCCCAUUAUUAAUUGCUAUUCUUUCUUCUCGUAUUAUUUCUUCGCCUUUUCGUCUUUUUUCUUGUUUACAUAUUUCUCAUUCAAAUCCUAGAUUUUGCUUCAAAAAAUAAAACAAAAUAACUUCUCGAAGAAGCCCUCUAAGUCGUCAAUUUUGUAACCCUGCAAAGGCUGGGCGUUAAUUUAUCAAAAGUCUCUAUCCCUAAUAAAAUUUAUCCAAUUCUGUUGCUUAACUUCAAGAUUUUCUUUCGAAAAAAUGCUUUCUUACAUCAAUUAAUUUUCGGUAGUUCGUAAUGAUUACGGUUUUAGAGUCAAAGUUGAAUGAAAAUAAGAUUUCAAACUUUUGUUUUACUUCAGAAGAGGUACUAAAAUUCCAACAAGGGAGGUCGAUUUACUUUUCGGUGGAAAAAUGCCUGAAAAUCGGACAGAACACUCCUUGAUGAAACAGAAGAAGAUUCUGAAAGUCAACCUGCACAACUAAUUAUUUUUGAGGAAUGAGGGCUAAAAGCCCCAAAACAACCUAUUUUAAAAGUUUUGAUUGUUGUCUUUGUCCUUUCUCAAAAGCUGGGAAGGUUUGCAAAAAAGCUUCAAAUCUAACAUAGAGGUUUGUUAAAAAAAUUUUUUUGAUGUUGUACCAAAUCCUGAAAAAAAACUUUGAAUGUUCAAUUUCUUUUGUUUUUUGAUUGAGACUUUGAGAGACAAUUUUUUACAUACUUUGUAAGAGUUGUUCAGGUUAAGUUUCAGGGUGUCUUCACCGAACACCGAGGUUUUUUCUGUCUAACUUUUGAGAAUUCUGAGUUUUCGAGCGAAAUUAUCUUUCAUGUUGAGGAGGUGACUAUACAGGAGUCGCGUAAGAACAUCCGGAACUGGCAGAAGUGCAAAGAUAAGUCCCCGGCACAAUGCGCCUUUCGCUUGUUUCUAAGCACCCAAAACAUGUUUGCACUCUGCGAGACGUGUUCGACUGUGGAAUGA